This is a messenger RNA of Mercenaria mercenaria, 4005 nucleotides long. RefSeq lists its product as uncharacterized. The record is from RefSeq and is a predicted model, not a curated record. NCBI's taxonomy places the organism in Eukaryota, Metazoa, Mollusca, Bivalvia, Venerida, Veneridae. The coding region runs from base 1 to 1110 and encodes 369 amino acids. The transcript has 6 exons.
AUGGAAGAGGAAGGCCUUGAAUCAACAGAAGGAAGAGACUUGGUGACAGAAAGAAAAGCAGUGGUCUUUGAGGGCAAUGUGAGAGAACUCGCAAUGAUGAAACCAGUCACCACAUGUACCGUCAAAGGGUGUAGUCAGCCAGUCUCGUUGAAUACUAAAUAUUCUGGCACUGCUAUUUAUUUGAAAUGGAUAUGUGGAAAGGGCCACAUGUUAAAGAAGUGGUGCUCCCAACCAAAAGUGAAAGGUAGGCUGUCAGGUGAUUUCCUUCUGGCGGCUGCCAUCUUGACAAGUGGCAACAACUACGAGAAAGUGAAAUUACUGUUCAGAUUUUUCGGUAUGGGCAUCACUGCCAGAACAGCUUUCUUCCAUAUACAAGGAAAGCACUGCGUACCAAUAAUAACAGACUACUUUCAAGACAUGAUAUGCAAAAACAGGGAAAAGGUGAUUGGAAAGACAGUCACAAUUGCAGACAAGCAAAUGGAAGUGAAUCUACCCUCCUUACACACUGGUGAACUAGAAACAUUUCAUGAGGCAAUCCUUAUGUACUGUGCCAAGCAAUAUGCAUACACGUACCCGAUAUACAAAGCCAGAAACACGCUCGCUGCGUUAGACUAUCAACAUCAUAAGGACAGACCUCUGCUGAAAAUCAAAACAGGAGAGCCACAAUUGCAUCGCACAUGGAGCAAGCGGUCUUCAACGUGGUCGACAUACCAGGAGAGAGAACCCAAACAAUAUCAGUACAUACCCGAAAUGAUGAUAGAUAUGAUUGAAGACUUUAAAAGUAGCGAUACACCGUUAACAGCACCAUCAAAAAUGUCACCAUCUGACCCAAGAAAAUUAAAAAGAACAAAGAGUCGCCACCACCAACAAAAUUUCUUUUUUCGGAAAAGAAAUCCCGCUACAUGGAUCCAUCUUCAGAUAGGAAAGAUACAGCUUGAAGUCCCUGAAAGAUCUGUGUAUUAUGUGUACUGUUCAAACACUCAAAGUGCCAGUAAUUUGGAAAAAACAUUGACAGUCCCAUCAAGUUCAAGCAAAAGUUUGACUAUAAUAAGGAAAGGAACAAUCGGCAAGAGUGUUUUACUGUUUGACAUGAAGUUUGACUGUACUUAGGAAGUUACCGUAGGCUAAAGAGCGUUAUACUGUUUGAUUUUUGACAAUACAUAAUAGUUACCAUGAAGAUGACAAAUGUACAUUAUGCUAUCUGCAUUGGCAUGUUUUUUUCUAAUCAUUAAUAAAACAGGUGCUUUCAAAUUCAAAUAAGUGUUAUCCUGGAUUUAUGAUCAGUAACUGUAGUAACCAAGUGAUUAAUCCAUCAGUGUUUCUGUUAUGCACCAUUGUGUUACUGAUAAAUUAUUGCUUUUAUACACACUAAUGAUUUUACUGAAAGGAAAUUUAGGUAGAAAAUGCAGUAGUCAGCAGAUGGCCCUUAUUUUUUGUCAAACUUGAUUGGGGAAAGCGAGGACAUUUGUCCAGAUGACUGUUCGGAGUAUCUACCAGUUUAAUUUUUGUCCGUACAAUAAUUUUGAUACACAUGGAGUACCGUCUUCUUGUUUGUAUUCAGCAUUAAAGGUUCACACCAAUGAGACAGAAUGUGUAAACGUUAGGUUCAUAUCUCAAAUGUCAAGGCCACACUUGCAGGUCAAAGGUCAUUUCAGAUCACUUUGACAGCAUAAAUGAUUCUUGUUUAUAUUAGCAUGUCAUUAGUAUUAACCUGAAUAAGACAGAGUGUUGCAUGCAGACUUCAGGUUCCAAUAUCAAAGGCCAAGGUCACGUAUGUCAGAGGUCAUUUCACAGCUUGUCUAGGCAAUCCUUUUAUUGUGUUCACCUCCAUGAAACUGAAUGUCAUGGGCAAAAUCCAGAACCCUGUCGUUCGGCUGGUUUCAUUGUUUUCAGACGGUAACUUGUGAAAGGCUCGAAAAAUGUAGUAAUUUCUGGUUCACAGGUCAAACAUCUUAAAUUACAGUCUUGACUUUUGAUGUCAAAGUCAAGAUCAAGAGAACUCUGAACAGUUUACGGUUUCAGGAUAACUUGAACGCUCGAGCCUACAAUCAUGUAGGGAGGUUGUUCAUGACCAGCAGGUGACCCCUUUGGCUUCGAGGUCAUAAGGACAAGGUCAUAGUGAUCCGGAAAAGUUAAAACAUUUUUGGAAGAAAACUUGAGGACACUUGGGCCUACUGCCCUAGGAUCAUUAAAAUUGAUAAGAGGUUGAUCUUGAACAGCAGAUGGCACCUAUUGAUUUUGAAAUAAAGGCUAAAGGUCACAGUGACACUCAUGUGACAUGAAAUAUAUAAGCUAAUUGGCCGUCGGCAUUGUUGCCUUUUUGGUUUCAGCGUUCUAAUUUUUUCUGGUCAAGUCACUUUAAAAUUAAAUUUUAGCCUGCUAAUGCCUAGAAUAAUGUUGGACGAGGCGAAAUUUGUUGCAUUGAUGGUGUUUAGACAAGUUUGACUAACUGCAUUUUGCAGAAAUAACUAAACAGUGAGACCAAACAUUUAGAAUUCCAACCUUUAACCCUUACCAUGCUGAACACGAUUGGUUCUGCUUUUGCAACAAGUGUAGAUCAUGAUCAGACUGCUUAUCCAUGUUCACUAUUCAGUCAGUAUCACUUUGGUAAGCACCCCUUUUAAUAGUAAUGGUACUGUCUUAGUUGGACACAAUUGGAUCAGCCUUUGCGACCAGUGUAGAUCAUGAUCAGACUGCUUAUCCAUGUUCACUAUUCAGUCAGUAUCACUUUGGUAAGCACCCCUUUUAAUAGUAAUGGUACUGUCUUAGUUGGACACAAUUGGAUCUGCCUUUGCGACCAGUGUAGAUCAUGAUCAGCCUGCACUUCUGUACAGUCUGAUGAUAAUCUGCACUGUUCGCUUUCCAGUAUCAUUUUGUUAAGCACCCAUUUUAACAGUUAAUAAUGGUACAUUCCAAGUUGGAAGAUGGAUAAGUUCAUUAUAGAAAUUUAGCAUGGUAAAGGUUAAAUGGCUAUCAAAUAUUUUAGAAACAAUCAAGGCAUACUGGUGUAUAUACAGUUUACUAAAAUACAUGAGAGAUUAUGUAUAGAAAUAAAACAUAUUUAUAAUAAACAAAACAAUUUGUUUUACAUGUCCAAUAUACCGCCAUCUAUAAAACUUCUUCAUGUACACGAAAGUAUGUUUAUCACUGCUAAACAAUUCCUGAAGGUAUUUUUUGCCCAACAAAGAUGCAAGACAUUUUCCUUCAUUUUUUUCAUAUUUUGUGCUCGUUAAACAAGUACUUUGUCCUAAUAACUACCAUUAUCUCAAUUUCUCAAUAUUUGCCAAGCUGUGUUUUUGUCAUGAACAAAAUAAUUCCCUAAGUUAUACUUAUAAGGCUAAAUAUUUAUUUUUUAGAUAUUUUGCUUAUUUUUGAUAAAUUAUACAAUUUAACAUGUCUCUCAAUUAGAACCUAUAACUUUUAUUUCCUUUUUAACCGAAUGCAUUUUAUCACUUGGUUAAAGCACUGUAAACAAUGUUUUUAGGACUGAACAGUGAACACCAUACUCCUCAAUAAGUUCAAAUAAAUCUGUCUGGUAUAAACCCAGUGUACUGGUUUAGUUGACUUGGGUAUCUGUCCCUUAUGGUCCAGACACAACAGCUAGGGGUUACCCUUCUCACGCCAGCACCCAAUCGUCCAUGUCGCCACAAGAUUAAGUUUCUAUAAGCAACAUGCCUCAUUGACUUUUGAUAAUUUUCAAUGGUUUGAUUAUAGCGUCCCAGCAUCUCCCUAUGGUAGCGUUGGCCCAAUGCUAAUACUUCUGGAUUGAGAACCAAGGUUUCUAUUUGCUGAAAUCACAAAUCAUUAUCUUGCUUGUGAAACAAUAUAUAGAUUGAUAACACUGAAAUACAAAAUUGCAUUUUCAGUUGUGUAAGUACAGGUUUUCAAAGAAAAUACAUUUCUACACUACAGAAUUAUUAUGAGAAUAGAUAAAAUGUUAACUGCUCAACUUCACUCAUCUUUAUUAUGAAACAAUAACUUGGAAUAAAUGAUUUCAUUUUGUGA